Messenger RNA from Salarias fasciatus (jewelled blenny), 1982 nucleotides. It is a transcript of the gene nes, whose product is annotated as nestin. Gene Ontology annotation, cellular component: intermediate filament. The transcript has 4 exons. Gene Ontology annotation, biological process: positive regulation of intermediate filament depolymerization. NCBI's taxonomy places the organism in Eukaryota, Metazoa, Chordata, Actinopteri, Blenniiformes, Blenniidae. Gene Ontology annotation, molecular function: CCR5 chemokine receptor binding; intermediate filament binding. The record is from RefSeq and is a predicted model, not a curated record. Bases 75 to 1844 code for a protein of 589 amino acids.
CACUCAGAAAGCCCACGCUCGGACUGAGGCCCGGACGGGACGUGAACACACUGCUCUGUCUGCUCAGCAGCAACAUGGAGCUUCACGGCGUGCACAGAGCGCCGCGCCCGGACCGCCUGGGCGAGGACAGACGGCAGAUGCUCGACCUGAACCGCCGCCUGGAGGCCUACCUGAACCGGCUCAGGCUCCUGGAGGAGGAGAACGCGCUGCUCGCGCAGGAAGUCCAGGCGGCGCGACGCGGCGGCCGGGGAGCCCCGGCGCUCCGGAGGAGUCUGGAGGAAGAGCUGCGGCGAGCCCGGCUGGAGGUGCAGGCGGCUUGGAGGGACCGGCUCGUGGCCGAGCUGGAAGUGGGGAGGCUGGCCGAGGAGCUUCGGGCUCUGGACCUGCAGACACAGCUGGAGGCUCGGGCCAGAGCGGAGGCCAAGGCGAAGCUGGAGCUCGGCCGGAAGCAGCUGGAGGAGGAGCAGAGGGCUCAGGUGUGGCUGAGAGGGCAGGCGAGUCAACUGGAGCACGAGAUGAGGCUCCUGGUCCAAACCCAUCAGGACGGCGUGGCUCGGCUGGAGGCCGAACUGACCCGCGUCACGGCGGCGGUGCCCCGAACACCGGCUCCACGGGCCGAGCGGACGCCCGGCCUCCUGCAGCUGGGGCAGGAGUUCUCCCACCGGGCCGGCAGAGCGUGGCGGGAGGCGGCGGAGGCCCACCGGGGCCGGCUGGCCCGGCUGGAGGAGGCGCUCCAUCAGACCGGCGGCCGUCUGGCACAGGCGGAGCAGGACAGGCGCGACGGCCGGCUGAAGCUUCGGGCCCUGGAGGAGGAGGCGGCGUCCGCUCAGGAGGCCAGGCAGCGUCUGGAACAGGCUGCAGCCCAGCAGAGGGUCGAGCACGAGCAGGAGAUCCAGCAGCUCCACGAGCGCUGGCAGGACCUGGAGGCGGAGAAAGAGGAGAUGGGCCAGCAGAUGGAACGUCUCCUCCUGGAGAACCGAGGCCUGCUGCAGAUGAAGACGUCUCUGGGCCUGGAAGUAGCAACGUACAGAGCCUUGCUGGAUGGUGACGGCUUCAGGGGGGACGUCCGCAGGUUCAACCAAACACAGAACUCCUCUACUGCAGAUGCAGUUUUCAGCCCUCGAGGGGUUAAAAAGAACUACCAGAUCCAGCUGUCUGGCGGCUACAGGACAACUUCCUUCCAAUCCGCCGGUUGCAUAACAGAGCCAACCGUGACGAGCCUAACGCCGAUCUGCAGGAGGACACCUGCAGCUCCACAUGCAACUGGAGCAACACAAGAAAACCCGUACCCAAAAAUACUGCAGGGCGAGGCUGUGGAAAGCUUCCGACCACAGCAGGUUGAUGAGAAAGUCACUCAUGCUGAACCUCUGUCACCCGCCGAUGAGCUCGAGUCCACAGCAUCAGGCAGCAGAGAGGAGGAAGAGCGCCACGACAAUGUGGAAACGCCGGCCGUUGAAUCACUUGUCACUGGUCAGGUUGAGUCUGGCCUCAGCAACGAGCCGCCGUUUAAUGACGAAGUGGAUUAUCGUCAGUUUACAACGUCCAGUCUCAUGCCAGGGGAGCCCUGUGGCGUCUCAGGCAAAUCCGCCAAGAAAGUGGCUUUUGAGGGGCCGGCUGAAGAGGAAGACGCAGCAGCUGAAGAGGAAGACACACCUCAGCUCCACGCUCCAGUGGAAGCAUGGGUGGAGAAACAAACAGAGAACGAGCAAGAGGAAGACUCCGACUCUGAAACCGAGGCCAUGCUCGAGCCGACAUGCGAGUCCAGGACGAGCAGUCCAGAAUCCGAAUGUGUCUCGGAGGAAAUCGUGACAGAGUUUAACUUAGACGAAACGCAGGUGAUAUAAGGCAAAAGGUGAGAAGUUCUACGGCAGGAACAAAUGAAACAGAUGUGGAUGAUAAGCUGUACCCUGACGGAGAAGAGAUGGAUACUUGGGACAGUGUGAUCGAAAGAAAAGUCAGCCUGAAGACUGGUGAGGGAAUGA